AUGCAGACUGCUUCUACAAACAUUUGUGAAAGAAUGGGUCGCUCUCAGGAGCUCAGUGACUCCAAGCGUGGUACCGUGAUAGGUUGCCACCUGUGCAAUAAGUCCAUCCGUGACAUUUCCUGGCUACUAAAUAUUCCACUGUCAACUGUUAGUAGUAAUAUAACAAAGUGGAAGCAACUGGGAACAACAGCAACUCAGCCACCCAGUGCGGGGUCAGCACAUGCUGAAGCGCACAGUGCACUGAAGUCGCCAACUGUCUGCAGAGUCAAUAGCUAAAAAAGCUCCAUACUUCAUGUGGCCUUCAGAUUAGCACAACAACAGUGCAUAGAGAGCUUCAUGGAAUGGGUUUUCAUGGCUGA
Molecule: messenger RNA, 359 nt
Organism: Staurois parvus
Lineage: Eukaryota; Metazoa; Chordata; Amphibia; Anura; Ranidae
Source: the annotation of a GenBank genome assembly